Molecule: messenger RNA, 654 nt
Organism: Zygotorulaspora mrakii
Lineage: Eukaryota; Fungi; Ascomycota; Saccharomycetes; Saccharomycetales; Saccharomycetaceae
Gene: RTG1
Product: Rtg1p
Exons: 1
Coding region: 1-654 (217 amino acids)
Biological process (GO): regulation of transcription by RNA polymerase II
Cellular component (GO): nucleus
Molecular function (GO): RNA polymerase II cis-regulatory region sequence-specific DNA binding; protein dimerization activity; DNA-binding transcription factor activity, RNA polymerase II-specific
Source: RefSeq, a predicted model, not a curated record
AUGACUUCUUUUCCAGAAUCAGUACCUUCGUCGGUAACUUCAACGGCCAGUAAUCAGAUAAACAAGAUGGACCGAAAACGCAGGGAUAACAUCAAUGACAGCAUUCAACAACUUUUGACCAUGAUACCAACUGAAUAUUUUGAGGAAUUUUACAGGAAGGCUUCGGCACAGCAGGACGUGGAAUCUCUUGAUGGUGACACUCCACUUAGUGCAGCGACUCCCAAAGGAAGUGUUGGCAAUAGCUCUAAGGUGAAGGGUUCAGGUACAAGGGACGGUAAACCGAACAAGGGUCAAAUCCUGACUCAGGCCGUCGAAUAUAUCACACGGCUCCAGAACGAAGUUGACACAAGGAAUAGAGAAGAAGUUGAAUUGAUUUUAAAAGUUCAAGGACUGAGUGCCAAAACAGGAACUAUUGUCAAUGACGUCAAUCUUGAGAAUACCAGUGCAGAAGUCGCACUGGCAAAAAUUGGUGUAGGUCCUCUGGCUGGUGAGAUACCUGCAACGAGCGAUCGCGGUGAAGACGCUGAAUUACAAGAAACUCAGUCAAUAUCGCAACCACCACAGUCACAGUUUCCACAAGACUCACACCCGCCUCCGCCGCAUGUUAGCAGUUUUGAAUACGGCGGUUACUCAGAGUAUGGAAACGGUAACUAG